CGGUCCCGGCCCCGGUCCCGCCGGGCCGCCGCCCGCCGCAGAGAUGUCUCCCGCCAUCACCGCCAAGGAAGGCGGCCGGCAGCGCCGAGCCGGGAGCCACCACCACUGCCUGGACGUGAGGAGCGAGGCGCCGCGCGCCCUGACGCCCUGCGGGGAUGGGCUGCCGGGCGGGGAGGCCGAGGCGCUGCUGCUGCCGCCGCCGUCGCCGCCGCCCGAACCGGGCUUGCGGGUGGCGCGGGGGUUCCGGGCGGAGCUGGGCAGCAUUCUGCUGCUGCUGGUGCUGUACGUGCUGCAGGGCAUCCCGCUAGGCCUGGCGGGCAGCGUUCCCCUCAUCCUGCAGAGCAAGAGUGCCAGCUACACCGACCAGGCCUUCUUCAGCUUCGUCUUCUGGCCCUUCAGCCUCAAGCUGCUCUGGGCACCCUUGGUGGACGCCGUCUACCUGCGGGGCUUCGGCCGCCGCAAGUCCUGGCUGGUGCCCACUCAGUACGUGCUGGGCUUCUUCAUGAUCUACAUGUCCACCCAGGUGGAGAUGCUGCUGGGCGACGGGAAGGACCGCGGCCCCGACGUGGUGGCCCUCACUGUGACUUUCUUCCUCUUCGAGUUCCUGGCGGCCACGCAGGACAUCGCGGUGGACGGCUGGGCACUGACCAUGUUGUCCCGGGAGAACGUGGGCUACGCCUCCACCUGCAACUCCGUGGGCCAGACGGCCGGCUACUUCCUGGGCAACGUCCUCUUCCUGGCCCUCGAGUCGCCCUCCUUCUGCAACAAGUACCUGCGGUUCCAACCCCAGCCCCGAGGGAUUGUUACCCUCUCAGAUUUCCUGUUUUUCUGGGGAGCUGUCUUUUUAAUCACCACUACACUGGUUGCCCUUUUGAAAAAGGAAAACAAGGAACUAACACCAACGAAAGAAGAGACAAAAGGCAUCACUGAUACCUACAGGCUGCUCUUCUCAAUAAUCAGGAUGCCAGCAGUCCUUACCUUCUGCCUCUUGAUCCUCACAGCAAAAGUUGGAUUCUCAGCAGCAGAUGCUGUGACAGGACUGAAGCUGGUGGAAGAGGGUGUUCCAAAAGAGCACUUGGCUCUCCUGGCUGUUCCCAUGGUUCCUCUGCAGAUCAUUCUGCCUCUGAUCAUCAGCAAAUACACAGCAGGCCCCCAGCCACUCAACACCUUUUACAAAGCUAUGCCUUUUAGGUUACUCUUUGGUCUGGAAUUUGCUUUUUUGGUGUGGUGGACUCCUAAAGUCAAGCAUGAAGCAGGGUUUCCUGUCUACUACUAUGCUGUGGUGUUGCUGAGUUAUGCUCUACACCAGAUCACUCUGUACAGCAUGUAUGUGGCCAUCAUGGCUUUCAAUGCCAAGGUCAGCGACCCGCUGAUCGGAGGGACCUACAUGACACUCCUCAACACUGUCUCCAACCUGGGGGGGAACUGGCCUUCCACUGUUGCUCUCUGGCUUGUGGACCCCCUCACUGUCAAAGAAUGUGCAGGGGCCCAGGACCAGACCUGUAGGACCACAGUUGCUGCAGAACUCUGCACACAAGCUGGGGGUUCCUGUGUCACCACCUUGGACGGGUACUACGUGGAGUCUGUCAUCUGUGUCAUUCUGGGCUUUGGCUGGUGGUUCUUCCUGGGGCCAAAAUUUAAAAAGCUGCAGGAUGAAGGACAGUCUUCCUGGAAGUGUAAGAGGACCAAUUGAUGCAGUUUAAAUAUUCGAUGGACUGGCAAGGUCAUUUUAGUUUUAUUACAGAGACAUAUCCCAUAAUCAAUAAGCAGGAAUAUAGGUAUUUUAAAUGCCACGUCACUGACCAAAGGGGUGGCUGAGUCAGUGGUGUGUUUGUAUGUGAUACCACUUGCCCAGCAACAGGAAAAAUUCAGAAAGUAACUGUUAAAAACUGGCACCUCUGUACUACAUACAUAUCCCUGAGCUGUAGCUUCAGAGUCAUGGCUGCUGAUGUCACCAAUGUCCCCAUUUCAUAGAGUACCUAUGGAAUUCUAACUGUGUCAGGUCUGUCUAAGCAGCAGCAGCAGUGUCAGCUAAGCCUCAGCUCUUUCUUUUCAAGCAGAAAUUAUCUGACACGGGGAGUUGAUCCAGGAAAAGAGAUCCAAGGCAUUUGGAUGUGUAGGUGAAACGUUUGGUACCAGGAGAUUUCUGGUGGGAAGAUAAAUGUAAAGUGUCUGGGGCUUUGUUCCUCCUCACCUCCUGAACUGUAACCACACCUCAACGGAUGAAAUGUUUCAGAGAUUCUUUUAAAUGUAUUUUCUGGCUUUUAUAAGCUUCAAAGAUUUAUAAGAAAAUAUUUUUAUAAACAAAUUACAUUUGUUUAAUUUAUUUCUGCUGUUUCAGAGCAUUUUGAUUUACAUUCAAGGUACUUUCUUGAUGAAGAAAUCACUGUAAGGUAGGAGUUAAGAGUAACGCACAAUACUCUAAGCCUUGAUUCCUGAAGAUGUAAACUGGACAGUGCGGCUUCUAGCACACAAGCACAGGCUGUGGAAGGAGAGGGUGUGCCAGCCUUUGGAAGGCUGCUGCCAUUUGGAGGGAAUGAUUUGAUUGUGCUGGGUCCUCUGGCACUCAAUUUUGAACACUCUUUUAAAAUCAGUGGGGAAAAAAAAAAUGUGACUCUUCCCAGGUAGGGGUAAGAGAAGAUGAUCAGUGCCUUUGAGAGUGAUUUGUUGAUGACCAAUUUGCCAAAUUCCCAGUGAGCUGGUGUGCAGCUUGGUGUCACAGAAAUCAGAGGAGGUAAAUCCUGCACUGCUGAUGCUGUGUAGUGAAACCUUGCCCUUGUGUUUGUCAGAACUGGCUUCCCCCUGAGUGCUGUGCAGCCAGCAGGCUGUAUGCCAAGAGGGGCACUGGGACAUUGUUGGAUGUGGAUGGUACAUCGUUAUUAAAAUAACAAAACUAUUAAAAAUACCUUUGGAAGGUAUCUGAUUUCCA
Calypte anna (Anna's hummingbird) is the source of this 2929-nucleotide messenger RNA. RefSeq names its product solute carrier family 33 member 1 (gene SLC33A1). The record is from RefSeq and is a predicted model, not a curated record. Gene Ontology annotation, cellular component: membrane. NCBI's taxonomy places the organism in Eukaryota, Metazoa, Chordata, Aves, Apodiformes, Trochilidae. Gene Ontology annotation, molecular function: acetyl-CoA transmembrane transporter activity. The transcript has 6 exons. Bases 44 to 1693 code for a protein of 549 amino acids.